Molecule: messenger RNA, 1339 nt
Organism: Aquila chrysaetos chrysaetos
Lineage: Eukaryota; Metazoa; Chordata; Aves; Accipitriformes; Accipitridae
Exons: 2
Coding region: 37-810 (257 amino acids)
Source: RefSeq, a predicted model, not a curated record
UCCCCCCGUUGUCCCCCCGUGUCCCCCCCCAGCUCCAUGGGGCCCCUCUGGGCGCUGCUGGCGGCGCUGACGCUGCCCCCGACCUCCCCCGAUCCGGCAGCUGAGCCGUGUCCCACCAUCACCGCCAACGUUCGCCAGGACAGUCAGGUCACCGUCCCCAUCAACUUCACCGGGAAAACGUUUCACCUGCAAAAACGCAACGGGACGCGGUGGGAGAACUUUGCCCUCUGCCUGGGGAGCCGCUGCCACAAAACCAGCAGCGCCGUGGCUGGCGUCAGGCUGCGGGACGGGAAACUGGAGCUCAGCAAAGCUUCGGCUGGAACCUACCGAGCCCAGGGCAGCUUGGACAACGCCUGCCUGGCGCACAUCAUCCUGCACGGUGCGGGGAGCAGCCGGCCCGCGCACCCCAAAAUCCACCGCUGCUUCCCUCUGAGUCCCGGGGGGCUUUCUUGGCCGAGUUGCUCGCCACACGUCUGCGCGCGCGUCUCCGCGUGCGUCCUCGCGCGCGGCAGCAAUCGCGCGCGCGGAGAGCGCGUCUUUGCAAACCCCUUCCCCUGCGUCUUUGGAUUCAGCAGCGAUCGCCCGCGCAGAAAGCGCGUGUUUCCUCGCACCCCUCGCUCCGUCUUCGCGUGCAGCAGCGAUCGCGGGGGCACAAAGCGCGUCUUUCCUCGCACCUUUCCCUCGCGCCUUCGCAGGCAGCGGCCGUCGUGCGCGCGCGGAAAGCGCGUCUUUGCAAACCCCUUCCCCUGCGUCCUCGCACGCGCCUUUCCCCGCGUUUUUCCCCUGCCUUUGCGCCCGCGCCCUCUCUGAUUGCACAAACCGUCCCAGAACCGCAGCACGGCAAGACGCUUUUUUGCGCCGCGUGGGGUAAGAGCAAAAAAAAAGGGGGGGAUUUGGGGGACACAAUCAAUAUUAACCUAUUUGUCCUCUUUUUCUUCCUGCAGAGCCGACGCCGUCUCCGCUCCUGACCCGCGCGACGUCUCCCGAGCCUGCAAAAUCCACCGGUGACUGCAACCGUGGUGCAGGAAAAUCCCAUCCUCCCUGCCGCUCCUUGCCGCCGCAGCGCUCAUUAUUUUCUUUUUGUGAUUGCAGGUUGGGUUGCUCUGCCCUAUCUCGGCGUCUUUGCCGUCGCGAUGAUCGUCGCCGGCACCGUCGCCUUCGGUUUCGGCUUCGUGUACACCUGCGGCUCCGGGGAUUUCUGGCGGGGUCUGAGCUGCGUUCGCUGUUGCACCCAGAAAGGAGAAGAAAAUUGGAAUUCUCGGAGCAGGAGCCUCAGCCAGGGCAAAGCCCCGACCUGCAGCUCGACUUCGCAGUUGGUGUCUUCCUCUGCUUAACCAAA